AUGACUGAGAAGGAGAUCAUCGCUCAGUUCACGGGCUUUCGGAUGACACCCGAAGAGAAGAAGCGCAUGAAUGGGACGGUCAGUGGGGGGCACAAGAAGGGCCGGAAAGGGAGGAAAGGGAAGAAAGGAAAGGGCGGCAAAGACUGGCGAUCGGCGGGAGUGAUCGGACCCGUCCAGAAUCAGGGUGGGUGCGGUUCGUGUACUCUCUUCGCAACGGCAGGUCUCGUGGAGAGCUAUUGGGCGCGAAACGGAAACGGAAUCAAACCUCUGAGUCCGCAACAGAUGCUCGACUGCGCUCUCGACUACGAUGUGUGCCAAAGUGGGUCUGCCUUUGAGCCCGUCUUCAACUAUGUGAGGGAUAAGGGACUCACAUCUUGGGACGAAUAUCCCUACCAAACCCGGAAAAAUCGGUGCGAUAGGGACCGGGAGGGCCGGACUGUGGCCCGAAUAAAAGAAUGGAGAUCGGUGGCGGGCAAUGGCGAUGAGGGGGCCCUCCAGUUGGCGGUUCAAGACAACGGCCCGUCCACUAUAGCCAUACACGUGUCGGACUCGUGGGCCAGUUAUAAACAGGGCAUAUUCGACGGCCCCUGCGAUGGAGAUAUGAAUCACGCGGUACUUGUGGUGGGCUAUGGAUAUAACAAGGCCUCGGAUAUGAAGUAUUGGAUUGUGAAGAACUCGUGGGGCAGCGGUUGGGGAGACGACGGGUUCAUCUAUAUGCGCAAGGAUGCCGGCAAUAAGUGCCAUGUUGCCGACCAUUGUGUCCAGCUAUAUAAGCUACUCUUUAUGUGGAAAUGCAGAGACGAGGCCAGUAAUAGCAAAGCUACAUUAUUGAAAUAUUUGGACGAUAAACAGAAUUUAGAGAAAGUUUUCAAAGAAUUUAAGUACGAAUUCAGCAAAUCGUAUGAAUCAAGCGAAGUGGACCGUCAGAAAGAACAGAUAUUCCGGGACAACAUGUUGCGAGUGUACGGACAUAACUUGAAAGCUCUGAACGGCAAGUAUUCGUAUACAUUACGGGUCGGUGUGGACGCGGAUUUGACUCAUGACGAGUUUAGAAAGACACACAUCCAUUGCCAGUUCGUACUGAACCGACCCAUUUCUUACUCUAAGUCUAACUCGGCUUCUGCUGACUCCCACACCGACGAUAAGAGCUGGUCAUUCGAUUGGCGCGAUCAAGGAGUAAUUGGACCUGUGCAGCAUCAGGUACAAUUUUACAUAUUGCAUAUUUACAUUGGAAAGUGUUGUAGGUGAUAUUUUAUUUUGAAUUUUACAAUAUAUUAAAAACAAUGUUAUAUGCUCAUUAUGCGGUAAACAAUUGGAUGACCAUA
Messenger RNA from Oppiella nova, 1325 nucleotides. The record is from the annotation of a GenBank genome assembly. Lineage: Eukaryota; Metazoa; Arthropoda; Arachnida; Sarcoptiformes; Oppiidae.